Carassius carassius (crucian carp) is the source of this 1460-nucleotide messenger RNA. RefSeq names its product MAP kinase-activated protein kinase 2-like. The transcript has 10 exons. Gene Ontology annotation, cellular component: cytoplasm; nucleus. Gene Ontology annotation, biological process: intracellular signal transduction; inflammatory response; toll-like receptor signaling pathway. The record is from RefSeq and is a predicted model, not a curated record. Gene Ontology annotation, molecular function: ATP binding; calcium/calmodulin-dependent protein kinase activity; calmodulin binding. NCBI's taxonomy places the organism in Eukaryota, Metazoa, Chordata, Actinopteri, Cypriniformes, Cyprinidae. Bases 118 to 1257 code for a protein of 379 amino acids.
AUGUGCCUGAAGUCGAGCUCUCUGAGGCAAAUCUUCGCCUUGGGUGUUGCCAAAGAAGGUCUGAAGUUCGGGUGAAGUAACUAGUUGUUUAAGUAAGGCAAGAAAAUAAUUGGGGAGAUGUUGAACGCCAACAGUCCGCCGAAGUUUCCAAACCACCAGCAGCAACCGAAUCCAGUCCAAUUCAUGCUGGGAAAAACCUCAUUCCAGAUCAAGAAAAAUGCCAUAACUGACGACUACAAGGUCACUAACCAGGUCCUGGGGCUGGGCAUCAAUGGCAGGGUUCUGGAGAUCUUUCACAAGAGGAGUGGGGAUAAGUAUGCUUUAAAGAUGCUUCAUGACUGUCCCAAAGCUAGGCGAGAAGUAGAGCUACACUGGCGGGCCUCCUCGUGUACCCACAUCGUCAGGAUUAUUGACGUCUAUGAGAAUUUGUACCAAAACAGGAAGUGCCUUCUUAUUGUAAUGGAGUGCAUGGAUGGUGGAGAGCUGUUCAGUCGGAUUCAGGACAGAGGGGACCAGGCAUUUACUGAGAGAGAGGCUUCUGAUAUCAUGAAGAGUAUUGGAGGGGCCAUUGAGCAUUUACAUGCAAUAAACAUCGCACACCGAGACGUCAAGCCAGAAAACCUCUUAUAUACCUCUAAAAGGCCCAAUGCCCUUCUCAAACUGACAGACUUUGGCUUUGCAAAAGAGACAACCUCACACAACUCGCUGGCCACCCCUUGCUAUACUCCUUAUUAUGUUGCCCCAGAGGUUCUUGGUCCAGAAAAGUAUGACAAGUCCUGUGACAUGUGGUCUUUGGGUGUCAUCAUGUAUAUUCUGCUCUGUGGUUACCCGCCUUUCUAUUCCAACCACGGAUUGGCUAUAUCCCCUGGUAUGAAGAAACGAAUCCGCAUGGGACAGUACGAGUUUCCGAAUCCUGAAUGGUCUGAAGUUUCAGAGGAAGCCAAGCACCUCAUCAGAACAUUGCUGAAAACUGAGCCGACACAAAGGAUGACCAUUACAGAGUUUAUGAACAACCCCUGGAUCAAUCAAUCAAUGGAGGUACCACAGACGCCGCUACAUACUAGCCGUGUGCUGAAAGAGGAGAAAGACACAUGGGAGGAUGUCAAGGAAGAAAUGACUAGUGCCUUGGCAACAAUGAGAGUCGACUAUGAGCAAAUCAAAAUCAAGAGGAUCGAAGACUCCUCCAAUCCACUGCUGAUGAAGAGGAGAAAGAAAGCUAUCAAUAUGGCUCCUGAAAACGAGACACCCUCUUGCUAAGGACACAUUCACUCUGUAGCAAACACACAUUUUACAUUAAGUUUGAUUUAAGGAAGCAAUAUCGCAACAAAGAAGUUAAAACAAGAGGUUUUUAUUGUUUUAUAUUUGCAUCUGAAACAUCUGUAACCAAUACAUCACUUCGCUACCAAAAGAAAGGGGCUGUACAAUUAUGGUACAAGACAAUACAUUUUGCAUUAAUUUUU